This is a messenger RNA of Oppiella nova, 650 nucleotides long. The record is from the annotation of a GenBank genome assembly. NCBI's taxonomy places the organism in Eukaryota, Metazoa, Arthropoda, Arachnida, Sarcoptiformes, Oppiidae.
UUCCGUGAAGAGACUCGAGAGGAGCCUAAGGAAGAGCCCGAGAAGAUCAGGAAAUGGAGAGAAGACCAGAACAGACUCCUCGAGGAGAAGGACAGGGAUGAGAGCAAACGCAAAGAGGAACUCAAGCAGACCGCCAAACAUGAACUCGAGGAAUGGUAUGCGAGAUACGCGGAACAGUUGGAAAAGUCUAAACUUAAUAAUAGAAAUGCUGAGAAGGAAUGGGUAGCCGAGAGGGAUACGGAGGUUGCGGGUCAGGAGUGGGAGAAAAUCGCGCGGAUGUGUGACUUCAACCCGAAGUCGACCCGAAAUACGAAAGACACGACAAGAAUGCGAUCAAUACUUUUACAGCUCAAACAAAGUCCGCCGACGGGUCAGAACAGCAAAUCAUAAAUCAUAUGAAAUUAAACUAAUCUUAUAAUUAAGUAAAUAAUAAUAAACUUUAGGAUUACAUAUGAAUAUAAUUUACAAAAAAAUGGCAAAACGUAAAACAUUUGGUUGAGUUUUAUUUGACGUUAAGUCGAUUACAAAAACGCAAUUAUUAUAAAUAAUUAUAAAUACUAUAAAUAUUUAAAAAUUUGAUUAAAAUGUUUUGAAUACUACGGCAGAAGUGGUUUAAGUGUUUAUUUUAUACCAAUAUAUCUAUUAGAGAG